Prunus mume (Japanese apricot) is the source of this 943-nucleotide messenger RNA. Lineage: Eukaryota; Viridiplantae; Streptophyta; Magnoliopsida; Rosales; Rosaceae. The record is from RefSeq and is a predicted model, not a curated record.
CUUUGCAUGUGCAUUAGUUCCUUUUUCUUGUUUCUGCAUGUUGUAGAUGUCUGAGAGUGAAGAGGCCAGUGAGUAUGUUUGUUCUGAAGAGGAGAGUUCCCAGACAGAUAGUUUUGUAGAAGGGCUUAUAGAAGCUAGGAUGGGAGUUCAUGAGGGGGAGAUGGCUGGGCCAUCAGUAGAGUCUGGGUCAGAGGCAUAUAGGAAGAUGCAGAAGAAGUAUAAAGUGUUAGAAGCCAGUGUUGAUCGGGUUCUAGCCUUGGCACAUACACCGGAGGUGGGCUCGAGCAAUCAGACAUCACCAUCAGAGUCUGUGGGUAUAGCCAUGGUUUCAGCUUCAGAGGGGGUGGACAUCCGGGUUGGUGUCCCAUUGGGAAAUCGGAAUACACUCACAGAAGCCAAGUUGGUUGAGCUUCGGACAGAUUAUAGUGUGCCAUCCUAUGUGGGCCUGAGGUUACCUAGUGCUGCGGAUGUAGUGAGAUAUCCUCCGGAGGGUUCAGUGAUGAUAUUCACCGAUAUGUACCAGCAUGGUCUCAGACUACCGUUUCAUCCUUGGGUACAGAUGAUGCUGGCCAAGUUGGGGUAUGCGCCGGGGCAAUACAAUCCCAACUUUUGGCUACUUCUGCAUGGAGUUUACAUUGCUUGGUGGUUGGUUGGGUUGGGGGAGCCAACAUUUGAGCAGUUUAUGUACUUGUAUUCGAUCUCCAAGCAACAGGGGACCUUUGGCUGGGUACAAGCCAAUUGCCGGAAGGCAAAGGAGAGAGGUUACUUUAUUGGGCAUAAGCCGAGUACGCAGAAGUCUUGGCGGAACAGGUGGUGCUUGGCCUAUGGUGAUUGGGAGUGUCCUCCAGGGAAGACCGUCGUGUCGGAGUUUUUGGGAGAUGCUUGUCCUGAACAUAUACAUAGCUCGCAAGUUUCUGUACCAGCUUUUUCAUUUUUACUGUAA